This is a messenger RNA of Drosophila grimshawi, 5916 nucleotides long. Its product is annotated as AP2-associated protein kinase 1. The record is from RefSeq and is a predicted model, not a curated record. Bases 38 to 4732 code for a protein of 1564 amino acids. NCBI's taxonomy places the organism in Eukaryota, Metazoa, Arthropoda, Insecta, Diptera, Drosophilidae. Gene Ontology annotation, cellular component: cytoplasm. Gene Ontology annotation, biological process: protein phosphorylation; regulation of clathrin-dependent endocytosis; positive regulation of Notch signaling pathway. Gene Ontology annotation, molecular function: ATP binding; protein serine/threonine kinase activity; AP-2 adaptor complex binding. The transcript has 9 exons.
GUAGUAAACAAACAAAAACAACAGCAAAAACUGAAAAAUGAAGAAAAUCCUGUCGAAAUUCGACAGAAAUGAGAAAUUGGAAAACUCGCACAACAGCUCCUCAUCCAAGGAGACAAACAGUUUCGUUGGCAAGGUUUUCACAGUCGGACGAGUCACUGUCACCGUCGAGGAUGUCUUGGCCGAAGGCGGUUUUGCCAUGGUUUUUCUGGCUCGUGGAAAUGGCGGAGGAAGUGCAUCGGCCACAAAAUACGCACUGAAACGUAUGUACGUCAACAAUGAGCACGAUCUGAACGUGGCCAAGCGUGAAAUACAAAUUGCCAGCAAUUUGAGCGGACACAAGAAUAUCAUUGGGUACGUGGACUCGAGCAUUACGGCCACCGGGAACGGAGUGUGCGAGGUGCUGCUCCUGAUGCCAUAUUGCAAGCAUCACAUGCUGGCCAUGAUGAAUGCUAGAUUACACGUUGGCUUCACCGAGCCGGAAGUGCUGACCAUCUUCUGUGAUAUUGCCGAGGCUGUCUCACGUUUGCAUUACUGCCAAACACCCAUCAUUCAUCGGGACCUGAAGGUCGAGAACAUUCUGCAAACGGACGCCGGCAAUUUUGUGCUCUGUGACUUUGGUUCCGCCACAGCAAAAACACUAAAUCCGCAGCAGCACGGCGUCACCGUUGUCGAGGAGGAGAUCCAAAAAUAUACGACGCUCUCGUAUCGUGCACCCGAAAUGAUCGAUUUGUACAGUGGCAAGAGUAUAACGACCAAGGCGGAUAUCUGGGCCCUCGGCUGUAUGCUCUACAAGCUCUGCUUCUUUGCCUUGCCCUUUGGUGAGAGCACGCUAGCCAUCCAGAAUGGCCAGUUUGCCAUACCCGAUAGCUCCAAGUAUUCGCGUGGCAUUCACCAACUGAUCAAAUACAUGCUCGACACGGACAUGGAGAGGCGACCAAAUAUUUGGCAGGUGUGCGAAGUCGCCUUCCGACUGGCGGGCAAAGAGAAUCCUGUCCAAAAUCUGCACAAAUCGGCAAUGCCUAAUUUUGAGCAGUUGUUGAUACCCCCCUUUGAGUCGGAGGCGAAGCGGAUUAAUGCCGCCGCUAAAGCAGCUAAGCCACAGCAGAACGUUUCCCUUGUGGAGGCGGGCACGAGUGUGGCGCCACGUUCGCGUCCCAAGGGCUCGACGUCGGUGCAUGGGCAGAAUGCUCUGGGAUUGGGGUUGCCACCCAGUCCAUUGCCGCGACAGGGCAUCACAUCGCCACAGCCGCAACCGAUUGUUGAGCAAUUUCAAGCCAAUUUUCCAGCAAUGCCCGCUGCUGUGCCGGCAACAGCAGCUGCAGCGCCAACAGCUGUUAACAGUCUGUUCGAAUCCAGCGCCUAUCCGGAUCCAUUUAAUGAGGCACCUGCAGCAGCAGCAACUACAGCUGGUGUUGCAACAACAGCAGCAGGCAUAGCAACAACAGCAACAGUUGCUACAGCUACUGCAACUGUUGCAAGCGAUGCAGGCAGCGAAUUACAGCCUGUGGAUGCAACAGCAGCAGCCAUCAAUGAGUUGGGUCUGCCGGGCACGCCCACCAAACACAUGCUAACACCGCCCAGGGGAGGAGGUGGAGGCGGCGGUCAUCGGCGCAAUGUCAGCGACACUUCGGCCUUUAAUAAAACCUUUGCCAACGAGACGAGUCAGUUUCUGGCGCCGUACAACAACAACAUGGCAAUGUCGAUGGCCGAUGGACCGCAGAAUGGGGCGACACUAGCCAGUGCCGCCUCCAAUCCAGGCAUAUAUGCCGGUAGCAGCAGUACAACGGGCGCCUUCUCGCUCUCCAGCAACGAGCUGGCCAAGCAGACAAUGGAUAAGCGUGUCGAAGCCUGGAAUCCCUUCGAGGAGGAGCAGCCCUUCAGUCAAAUGACCGAAGAUCACAUAUUCGAGGCUGAAUUCGACAAGAUACGACAGCGCGGCAGUCAAGGCAGCAUCACGGCCAAGUCUGCAUCGACCACAUCUACACUGACGCCGACGGAGCAGAAUGCGACUGUUGCAACAGUGGCAUUAACAGCAGCUGCUGCCGCUGCUGCAGCUGUUCCUGUUCCUGUGCCUGUUGUGGCAAGCGUUGCUGCUGUCUCGCCCAAUCCAAAUCCAGCAGUGGAGGAUCCAUUUGGCUCGGCACCGUUCAGUUUGCCGCCGGGUCUGCGCGAGAAGGCGAGCUCGCUGCGCAAAACUGGAGCGAAAUUCAUCGUUAGCUGCUCCUCGGGCGGAGUUACGCCGAUUGCCACAGCUGGCGGCGGCAAUCCAAUGGUCUCAUCCAGCUCAUCCAAGUGGCUGCUAUCGCCCACACUGGAGGAGGAUAAGACUUCGCUGAUUGGCAGCAGACUGAAAACCGAUUCGGAUGACAUUGGAGGAGGUGGUGGCGGAGGAGUAGGAGGAGGACUACAAUCGGAGGCAGUUGCGGGUGGUGGUGGCUUUGUCAAGUUGCCGCUGGAGGAUCGCAACAAAUACGAGAAAUUGCGCAGCAAUGAUCAGCCCACAUCGGAUGAUUCCGAUUCGGAGUUCUUUCAGCAGGACAGCGAUGAGGGCAACAAGAAGGGUGCGGCGAUCUUCAAGCAGAUUGUGACCAGCAACAUACCCGAAACCAUACACAAAAUCCAACAGGUCGCCUACCACAACAUGGACAAAACCACAAAUUUGCCCAUCGUAAAAAAGUUGCGCCAAACGGCGACCACAAAACGACCCUCAUCCUCUGCGCAGCAGGCGGCGCAACAGCUCAACCUAAUGGCAGCCGCAGUGGCUGCUCAGGCGGCACAAGCCGCUGCAGCGGCACAAGCGGCACAGCUGGAAUCGGAUGACGAUGCGGAUUCCAUUGGAUCGGCGAGUGAUUUGCGCGCAGAGGACGAUGAUCUGUUCGAUGAGAAUCCGCGUGCUGGUUCGCUGGCAAAGCUGCGACGUCCGCCACCCCUCGAUAUGGACGGGAUCAGUGAGAGCGUGAAGACCUGCUCCAGUUCCGCUUAUCAUGCCGAAUGCGAGAGCGUCACCACGCACGAGGAUGAUGUGCGCAGUCGUGUUGUGGUCAAGGUGCGUCUACGUAAAAAGGAUCGUGCGGCGGCAGCUGCUGCAGCAGCAGAUCCAAAAACCGCCUCUGCGGCGAGUGGUGGCAUCAACAUUAAUAGUGAUGAACUGAGUCCCACAUCGAGUGAUCUGCUGCACAAGUUUGGGGAUCGUCCGCUGCUGCUGGACGAUGAGCUGGACUAUGGUUCGGCGGAGAGCAAGAGCAGCAGCAAUGAGUCAUCGUCCGCGCAGGCUGUGGCAACUGCAACCGCAGCUGCUGCUGCUACCCAGGCAGAGCUCAGCGACGAGCUCGAUGUGUUUGCCAUGGCGCCGUUCAAGCUGCCUGUGGGUAAGCCGCCCAAGCGACGACCCAGACCUAGCGAGCCGGAAAUGUGGACCUCGACGCCGGUCAAAUCAAGUCAGCCCCCGCCGACUGCUGACUGCAAUUUUGCCAACUUUCCCGAGCCGGAAGUGAAUGCCGCUGCACCCCAGCUAGAUGAGUUCAAUGAGCCCAUCUUUAAUCCGUUUAUUGGAUCUGUUGCAUCAGAGGCAGAGGUGGUAGCAGCAGGAGGAGGCGGUGGCGACGGCAGCGAGCAGCGGGAUCUCUUUGGCUCUGAGCCAUUUCCACAGGUAAUACGCAAAUGUAUCGUUGUCGAACAGCCAACGCUCCCGCUCCAGCUCCAGCUCCAGCACUAUCCCAAAACCAACAACAACAACAACAAUAUCAAUAUGCAUAAUAAUAAUAAUGUUAAAGUAAUCCCCGCCAGCUGCUCACAGCUGGUGACAAUCAAUCAUUCGAUUAUAAUAAAUAAAACGCCCGAACCACCUCCGCCGCUGGCUAACAAUAAUAAUAAUCACAAGAUUAGCAGCAUCAGUAGCGUCUAUGUGAAUGUGCCAGCCGCAAGCAGUUGCUCCGCCAGCUCCUCCAGUGGCACCAACAACACCAGCAUCACCUCAACCAACACACAAGCAGCUCCAGCUCCAGUUCCAAUUCCAAUUGCAAUACCAGCACCACCAACCGUACCCGCAAUUGCUGUGCCCGCACCACCUCAGCCACAAUUACAAUUACAACCUACACAUUUGCAGCCGUUGCUGGCAAUUGCUGAUAAUGGUUUUGUGCAAAUCUCUCAAGAUCGCUGCUCGGACUUUACACCGGACGAUGAGGAGGAGCCGGUGGUGUUGCGUUGUUCCGCCGACCUGGUUGCGGAUGGAUCCAACCACAUCCCGGCCACGGCAACUGUUAAGCCCAAAAAGGAAAAGUCCCAUUUGGCUGUGAGAGCGCUGCCCGCCAAGCUCACCCAAAAGGUCAAGGGGCAUGCGUAUAAAAAGGUCAGCGCCGGUGCACUGGGCUCCACCUCAUCUCUGAGCUCCGGCAGCAAGCAGAAACAUCAGCGUCUUCAAUAUCAAUCCCAUGACGAUGAUGAUGAUGAUGAUCUUGCUGUCGCCCAGGAUGAGAAUCGUGUUAGUGGGGCUGGUGCAGGAGGAGUAGGAGUAGGAGGAGCCGGUAGCAGUCGCAAUUUUCAAUCGAAUACCAUACAGAACUCGGCAAAGACUGGCUUCAGCAAUAUGAGCUUUGAGGAUUUUCCAUCGGAUCAGGAAAUCGAUCGCAUGUCCAAAACAAUACCCUUCGAGGUGGUGCGCAAGGAGAAGAUGCUGCUCGAGGCCGAAAAGAAAUUUGGUUCGCUCAAGCGGCGCAAUAAUCUCUUCUCUUAGAGAAAGAGUGGACUGUUAUCGUUUAUCGGUAUCGAUAGAGUGGUCGCUCCAACAUUGAGAUCUUUCAGAAAUAGCAAUCGUUGUAAAUUUUCAUUUUUUAUCCUACAACACAUUGGAAUAUAGUUUGUUUUGAUAAGUAUUUGUUUCUAGUAAUUCCAAUAUUUAUAUUCAUCUUAAUAAUUAUAAUACAAUGUAAAAACGUAAGAGUUUAAUAUAGCAAUGUAUUUUUGUAUUAUUCGAGUAAUUCAAAUUCUUUCAAAUAUCAGAAUAUCAUCAUCAAAUAUUGAAACUUUAAACUGUACUUUUAAAAACUAUUAUGUUUAAAACACCUUCUUUUUUUUUAGGUGUAUCAUCAUUCCAAAACUUAUUAAGCACUUGAAUAUAUCGUAUUACUUAAAGUAUAUAGAAUAGUUUAUAUAAAUAUUGUUUAAAACGAUCCAAUUAUCGAGCGACCACACGGAAUGUUCCGUUAUCCGUUAUCAGCGUGUGGAAAAUUCCUAAAAAAAAAUAUAUAUAUAUAAAUGAAACAAAGCAGAGUAGAGACUGGGACAAUGUUUAAAAAAAAUGAUACAAAAUUGUCAUUAGCCGGAUUAUCAUCCGGUUGGAUGAUAAAACCCGUAGCUUUUUUGCUUAAUUUAAUUUUUCGAUAUUCCGUUUUGUACUUUUUUUUAUAUCAUUUGCAUUUUCGCAAUCAUUACGAUAAGCAGAGCCGCGACACACAGACACAAUGAACUUCCAUGCACAUAACCCGAUACAUAUACAUACAUACAUUAUACAUACAUACAUAUAUAUAUAUAGCCAAUAUACCGUUACAACGGCAGAUAAUGUAUUUUUUGAGCAAAGUAUUUCUCUGAUUGUUUAAUCAGAGCACGAAAACUCUUAAGGGAGAUGAUGACAAGGGCAGCUGACCUAAACUUGGGAAGAGUAAAAAUAUGCAUAUAAAUAACAACUAAUUGACAAUUGAUAUCUAUAUACGAAUACUGUUAUUUAGUGCAAAAAAAAAAUCGAAAUGAAGAAAACUGUACAUUAGAUAUACGUAUUAAAUAUAUAUAUUUAUUGGCACAUUUGAGCUGAUGUUGCAAAUGAUGAACACAAUAACACAAUGGAUUUAGAAUUUAUACGAUGCGUAAGUUUACCAAAGUUACAUUUAUUGUUUAAUAUGGCAUUUUCCAAUUUGAUUUGCU